Molecule: messenger RNA, 1201 nt
Organism: Balaenoptera ricei (Rice's whale)
Lineage: Eukaryota; Metazoa; Chordata; Mammalia; Artiodactyla; Balaenopteridae
Gene: PLET1
Product: placenta expressed transcript 1
Exons: 4
Coding region: 20-556 (178 amino acids)
Biological process (GO): negative regulation of cell-matrix adhesion; wound healing, spreading of epidermal cells; positive regulation of cell migration
Cellular component (GO): external side of plasma membrane; apical plasma membrane
Source: RefSeq, a predicted model, not a curated record
UUCCAAACAGAUCAAGACCAUGGCAAUCCUCAGGUCCCUGCUGCUGCCACUGGGGCUGUUUCUGUGCCUUGGACUGCUGUGUUCUCCUGCCAGCUGUAUAAAUCACAAUGACAACUGCACGUUCUUCAGUAAGGUCAUUGCCACCACUUACUCAGGAAUCCAUGCCAACCCGAACGUCUAUAAAAGCAAUACAGUCUACACAGUGUCAGUUCCUGUGAAUAACAGUAUUAGCUCUGUGGUCCUGCGAGCAAUGGACCAGCACGACUCAGUCAUUGGCUCCUGGCAAAAAGCUGACAAGUAUGGCAACGGCAGUGUCUUGUACCACAUGAAGAGCCCAUACAGCAAGCUCUUCGAGGCAAAAUGGGUAUCUCCUAGUUCCAUGAACAUAACUGCAGUCGAGCUACAAGUCUUCACAGUCGAUUUCCACAACACGGCUAGAGUUUCUUUUAUGAUGCUGAAAAGAAAUGCAAACUCCUCUUCUAGAAGGAAGCUGGGGGAACAAUUGCUUCUGCCUCCACUGCAUCCUUCUAUGUUCAGUCCCAAGCCAGGGCUCUGACCUGUGUGAAUGAAGACUCUGCGUUCUCAGAGGUACAACUCUACUGCCACUGCUUCAGACCCAAACGGAGACCAGAGGGUCACUUAGUGAAGGGUAGCCAGUCUGCUCACUGCUGUUCAACUGGAUCUCUCAGGACACAAAUUAGGCUUUUUGUAACCUGGUCUGGGUGUAAUUUGGAAUUCUGGCUCUUAAUUUAACAUGUCGACAGCCAAUUCCGCAGUCAAUCUAAACUUUUGUUUAGAUGCAACACCAGUAGUAUUUGAAGGGAAAGAAAAGAAUGUACCAUGUCUGAGUAGCCAAGGAUAGGGAAAGAUUAUGGUAUAAAGGCAUUAUUUUCUGUCAUACCAAAUACGCUAUGCUUCAAGCAAGAAUAAUGAAUGUGUUAAAUUCAAAUAUGUCUUUAAUGAGUGAUUAACUUAAAAUACAGAAAAUGUCGUCUAAUUUUAUUCAUUUAUGUGAGCAUUAAAAAAUCAAUGGAUAUAAAAUAGGUAACUAAUAAGGACCUACUGUAUAGCACAGGAAACUCUACUCAAUACUCUGUAAUGGCCUAUAUGGGAAAAGGAUCUAAAAAAGAGUGGAUAUAUGUAUAUGUAAAACUGAUUCACUUUGCCGUACACCUGAAACUAACAUAACAUUGUAAAUCAA